This is a messenger RNA of Hemiscyllium ocellatum (epaulette shark), 5842 nucleotides long. RefSeq names its product phosphoglucomutase 2-like 1 (gene pgm2l1). The coding region runs from base 97 to 1962 and encodes 621 amino acids. NCBI's taxonomy places the organism in Eukaryota, Metazoa, Chordata, Chondrichthyes, Orectolobiformes, Hemiscylliidae. Gene Ontology annotation, biological process: carbohydrate metabolic process. Gene Ontology annotation, molecular function: intramolecular phosphotransferase activity; glucose-1,6-bisphosphate synthase activity; magnesium ion binding. The transcript has 14 exons. The record is from RefSeq and is a predicted model, not a curated record.
ACGAGGUGACGCCAGGGGAGCCUCUCGAAUUGUGUGUCUCGUUUUGUUUUAAGCUGCGUUGGUUUGUGGUGCGGCUUCUUUCCCUCUCUGGUGGAGAUGGGAGACUGUACGCAGGAUGUGAACGCGAACCCGCUGCAAGGGGAUACCCACCGUGAUGGAGACCAGGAGCUGGAGCGGGCUCUCUGCCAGUGGCUGCUGUGGGACCAGAAUCCGAAGACUAAAGCUGAGAUUGAGAAAAUGCUACGAGAUGGGAAGAAGAAAGAAUUGCGUGAUCGUCUGUGCUGCAGAAUGACAUUUGGGACUGCGGGGCUGCGGUCUUCCAUGGGUGCUGGUUUCUCCUGCAUUAACGACCUGACAAUCAUACAAUCCACCCAGGGUUUGCUUAAGUACCUUGAGAAGUGCUUCUCAGACCUGAAACACAGAGGUGUUGUGAUUGGAUAUGAUACUCGAGGUCAAGAGACUACGAGCUGUAGUAGCAAGAGACUUGCCCAGUUGACCGCUGCUGUCUUCCUUGGAAAGAAUAUACCUGUGUAUCUGUUUUCUACCUAUGUGCCAACACCAUUUGUGCCAUAUGCUGUUAAGCAGCUUCAUGUUACAGCUGGUGUGAUGAUUACUGCGUCACAUAAUCCUAAACAAGACAAUGGAUACAAGGUUUACUGGGAAAAUGGAGCUCAAAUUGGCUCUCCUCAUGAUAAGAGAAUCUUAGAGCAUAUUGAAGAAAGUUUGGAACCCUGGCAGGAAUCAUGGAAUGUGAAUUUGCCUGAUAUUAGUCCUUUACGGCAUGACCCUCUGGAUGAAGUCUGUACACUAUACGUAGAGGAUCUGAAAAAGCUGUGCUUCUACAGAGAACUUAACAGAAAGACACCGCUCAAGUUUGUGCACACAUCCUUUCAUGGUGUUGGGCACGAGUAUGUGAAAUCCGCUUUCGAGGCAUUUGGUUUUACUCCACCCAUUCCAGUUCCAGAACAGAAGGAUCCAGAUCCGGAGUUUUCAACUGUCAAAUGCCCCAAUCCAGAGGAGGGAGAAUGUGUGUUGAUUCUUGCAAUCAAGCUGGCUGAGAGUGAAGCUGCUCGAAUUGUGUUGGCCACAGACCCCGAUGCAGACAGACUUGCUGUUGCAGAACAACAAGAAGAUGAAAGUUGGAAGGUGUUUUCUGGAAAUGAGCUUGGAGCUCUCCUUGGAUGGUGGAUGUUUAAAUGUUGGAAAGACAGACAUCCAGAUCCGGCUGAUGUGAAGGAUGUGUAUAUGCUGGCAACCACAGUCUCAUCUAAAAUCCUCCAGGCAAUCGCAAUUCACGAAGGCUUUCACUUUGAGGAAACCUUGCCAGGGUUUAAGUGGAUUGGAAAUCGAAUUGAUGCACUCUUGCAAAAUGGAAAAGAAGUGCUUUUUGCCUUUGAAGAAUCCAUUGGGUUUCUGUGUGGUACACUGGUGCUUGAUAAGGAUGGGGUGAGUGCUGCUGUCGUCGUGGCAGAACUAGCAACAUACCUGGAAACCAGAAAACUCACCAUAACUGAUCAACUGAAUAACAUUUACAGAACAUAUGGUUAUCAUCUCUCCAAGACUUCCUACUUUAAAUGCUAUGAACCGACUACAAUUAAGAGAAUAUUUGAUCGACUUCGAAACUAUGAAAAAGACAAUCAAUAUCCAGAUCACUGCGGGCCAUUUGAAAUUUUGUCUGUGAGAGAUGUAACUACUGGAUAUGACAAUAGUCAGCCGAACAACAAGUCAGUGCUGCCCAUAAGUAGAAGCAGCCAAAUGAUCACCUUCAGCUUUGUGAAUGGCUGUGUGGCCACUCUGAGGGCCAGUGGCACUGAGCCAAAGAUCAAAUACUACGCUGAGUUCUGUGCACCACCAGGCCAGAGUGGCACAGCUUACCUGGCUGAAGAGCUCAACAAACUGAUCGAUGCAAUGAUCAAGAACUUCCUCGAGCCAGAGAAGAAUGGUCUGAUAGCUCGUCUAUAAACUAAUUCGGCACUAACAAGUGAAUGUGCGUGUGUCUGGAGUUGGAGUAAAAAAGCACAGAGCAAAUGUCACCUGUUUACACUAAAGAGCUGGAAGUGAGGAUAUUGUGGGUGAUACAGAACUGACCUGCUAAGUGUGUGACAAAUCUAUAUUUUGGAGACUCUAAGGCCCUUCAAUGUUCCUGGAAGGCAGCUAUCUUCGACUUGGAGAAGCUGCCUGUUUCGUUGACCAGGAAGCUUUUUGUCAUUUUACAUCUCUGCUUUCUGCUUCUUGGUGCUGUGUUCAUUCAUUGGCUGCAGCUUCUCCUGUUUAAUAGAAACUUGGUCACAAAGUCAUUCACCCUCACUAAAUGGCCUGAGAUUAGGUUAAUGCAGUCAGUAUUUUGCAUUAUAGAUGCUCUAUUUGCAAAUUCAAGACACAGCCCCAGUACAGCACAGCUUGGGAGGUCUGUAAAUGUGCAGACAAACUGGCUAGCAUUAUGAAGUGAUGAAAGUCAGUCCAUGAUGUGACACUCUGUAUAAAGGGACAGAAAUCCAUUUUAGUUUGGAACCUUCCAUUAAUCCCCUUCCUUUUUGCUUAUUAUUAAUUUGAUUUUUUUUGUUAAUUUGCACAAACAUUUUACCUUGUGAACUGGAACCUAUUGGUAUAUUUGUAUUUGAAAAGUUUACUGUCCUUUCAGUUGCCUUUCUUAGUAAGAUUUUUUUUGUGUCGCUGCUACACAUGCCAGACACCGCGAAAGUGACUAGCCAGAAGCAUUGACUUGUGAUCCAACUCAGUGACCCCCACUGCCUCUCGUGAGGAACUGGGUAGCCUGUACUAAUUGUUCCCCUGGUGCAGAGCUUUGCUGUCUUUUUACCUUGAGCUGUGCUUCCAUUAUUUACAAAUUUCACAGCCAACUGGCAGCCCCCUGGUGAGGACAGACACCUGCCAGCCCUUUGGCUUGUUAAGACUCAGAUUGGCACUCUCCAUCUUGUGGACGUGGUCUUUUGUAUGGUCCAGGAUUGUGCAUUGGACUUCAUCCAAUCAGUCUUCAAUAUCACAAUUCCUGCCUGGUCACCCUGACACCAGGUGGAUGGUUGCAGUAUAUGGUCAUGUGAACAGCACCGGUGAUUCUGGGAACUGGUGUUUCUAGACUGCUCCUUUUAGUACGUAUUUGCUGCUGUGAAAUUUUAUGCAAGUGCAUGUGCUCACAAAUUGGGUGGAAGCUGGUGUCUUUGUGUGUGUGUGUCAUAAGACCUUAGUGUGUUUGAAUCUGCAGUUUUUUGAGCCCUAACUAACUGCUGCUGAGAGUGUUCGGGUGGAGAGUGGGUGAGAUUCUUGUCUCUCGUUCUGUUCCUACCCGUGUCUACUUGUGCAUUUUAGGCAGAAGUCUUAACCAAAGGCUUAAAAGAACAUAUUUAGAAUAUUUAUUUUAUUUAAUUAUUUGCAGAGAUGUGCAUUGAAUGAACUACAAGUCUUAUUUUGCAUUUUGAAUGUUUAUUUUACACUCUGCGAAAAGGAUAUUUCAUUCUUCCAAGUGUUGACUAUAGUCACUUUUUAAUUAUAAUGUUAAUUGUAUUCAUAGUCAUAGUACUGCUCUGUUGUAGGCCAAAACCGACACAUGACUGAAACAUACAGCCCUGAAGAUCCAAGUUUGUUUCCUACUCUGCAGCAAGAGCUGAACCCAAGCAGGUUAUCCAUAAAGGUGAUCUCCCUCCCUGUGUUAGGGAGAGUCAGAUUAUUCAGGCGAUCCUGUGAUUCCUAACAAACCUUGUUUGCAAAUCUCAAGUAGAAUCCAGAUCCCUCUGCUCUGCUGUGGCCACUCCAAGGUGGGAAUGUCAGGAGAGGGUGAAGUAUCAGUAUGUGCAUGGUACCAGUGAGUUUGGCCAGAGCAUGAACCAGCAAUUUUGGGGAGAGAAGCAAAUUGGGGAAAGGAAGGGCUGACAUGGGCAUCAUGAGCCAAAUGGUCUCCUCCUAUGCAGUAUGAUUCUGUGAAAAAGGAUAGUGGUAAAAGAAACCUAACCAGAGUCUUGCCCAGCCCUUGAAUUCAAAUUGUGCCCGUCUUGAAGUGAAUAUUUGCAAUCAGCUAUAAAGCAUAAGUACUUGUUUUUUCUCUUUAAUUCCAAUUGCAAACUUUAUUCUCUGAAAGAAAUCGGGAAUGUUAUUUGCUUGUUGUUAAACCUACAACCUCUUCUUUUGCACUGUUUCCAGAGAAAAUAUGAACAAGUGACUGUUUCCAAAUGCUGUAGUAAAGUUUUGUGUGAGGACAAAUGGGGUAAGCUGCCACUCAAACCAUACAGCAUUUUGUAAGUGACUUUAAAAAUGAAUUUUCAAAAGUUUUUUCAAAAUUUUUAAGGGAGGGAGAGAAGUAGAUUUGCUUUCAGUAUUUGAAUAGUUUUGAAUUAUAAGGAUGGUUUUGCACUUUGUGACAAUGUUUGCUAACUUUUCUGUUCUCUAGUGAGGAUAGUGUUCCAUGUUCCUAUCUUCUUUAUUUAUAAAAACUGCUGGACAUUAAUUCACUGGAGUGGAAGGUUGUUGGCAAGGACUUGGUUAUGAACUUGUAUAUGCAAAUAUUUCAGUCUUUCUCUGAAAUGUCCAUUUCCUGUUUACCCUAGUGGUUGAGAGUACCAUUUUUGUACCAUUGUUUGGAAUGUGAACAUCUCUUUGGUCCCUACAUUUGAGUCUGUCCAAUAAAUGUAGAAGUGCAGGGGAAUCCUUGUUUGGAAUUAAUUAGCCAGUCUCUUUCAGAGCACCAAGGAUCAGAAAAUGCUGAUUGGGGACUGGAAUUGCUGGGGUGCUUUUACUCAACUCUGGAGCCGCCUCAAACACCUUCUGUCCAUGUGGUUCAAACUCUUAGUGUCCUGACCUUGAUGCAGGUUCUGUGGGCAUUCAGAGCUGCUAUUAGGUGUGCUAACUCCUGAUAGUUUGUUAAAGGAGGAGUCUGCCCUAGCCAAAGCAGACUGAUGCUAACCACUAGCUCAGGUUCUGAUGUCCAUGUGAAGAGGUGAGGAAGACCUAUACAGAGCCUACUGAGGAAGCCCCUAGCUGCUGCAUUGCCUAGGACCCUUUCUGCUCCACAUGUUUAGUGAACAGAAAGUCCACACUAUCUUUAAACAGAUUUGGAUCCCAAGAGUACAAUUCUAUCUGUCUACACUGUUGCUUGGAUUGAUGACAAAUUUAAAAUGCUUAACCUGUGCCCUCUCAGUUCUGUUUGCAAAAGCUGAAACAUUUGUCUCAUUGUGUUUGUUACCAACUAUAAUAGUGAUAUUACCUCACUGUGUGUACAGUCUGGGGAAUUCUACACACAUUCUAUAUUUUGAUUUAAAUACAUACAGUCCAACGGUAUGGUAUUAUCCCUGCUUUCCAAAGUAUUAAAGUUUGAAGAAGGGCUGCUCAGGCUCUUGGGGUAAAUGGUAGAUUUCAGUGGUCCUGUGUCUUAACUUCCAAAGUGUUUUCAAUUGUUCACAUUUGACCUUGUGGCUGAAUGUUGAGUACACUCUGAAAUUGAGGAAGCAUUCACAUUAUGGCUGGACUAAGGUAAAUGAUAGCUACAGAAUAUCAAUAAGUGCAGCAGUUUGUUCUACAGAUGUACAGUUCAGCUGCUGCUCUUUCUGUAAUCUAUAAUCUCCACCAGCCAAAAUAUUUGAUUUACAUAGUCCUCUGUUUUCAUUCAACCUUAUGCUGCUUAUCCCAGCACUUCAUUGGGGUUCAGAUUCAAAUCCAAGCUCUGAAUGUGGAUAUUCCAAACUGAUCCCAAUCAGUUGUCUACUUGCUGAAAUGGCCAUUCUCACCCCAUGGACAGGAGCAGGCAUUCAAUAAGAACUUGCACUUCUCAUGUUCUGUAUUGGUUGUAUAUUUAUUUAUGGAUGUCAUUUAUGAAUUAAAAUCUAUAAAGAACAAA